Messenger RNA from Ailuropoda melanoleuca (giant panda), 827 nucleotides. Its product is annotated as kelch domain-containing protein 4-like. Lineage: Eukaryota; Metazoa; Chordata; Mammalia; Carnivora; Ursidae. The record is from RefSeq and is a predicted model, not a curated record. Gene Ontology annotation, molecular function: protein binding. The transcript has 2 exons. The annotation marks the transcript as partial.
GACCUUCGCGAGCAGGAUGAAACUCUGGGGCGUGUUGAACUGUGUUUUGUUUCUGCGGAGGGCUCAGAACGAGUGUGCCCGGUGGCCUUUCACCUGCAGUCUUGUGUUUCUGCUUGUCCCAGUCAUUGGGGGCUGGGCGAUCCUGGGUGCGGCCACGGCCCGGCUCCCUCUUACACCGUGUUCCCUCUCCUCCCAACAGGCAGGUGGGUGUGGACCCGAAUUAAUCCGGCAGGAGCCAAGCCCACUCCGAGGUCUGGCUUUUCGGUGGCGGUGACCCCGAAUCAUCAGACGCUGCUUUUCGGGGGUGUCUGUGACGAGGAAGAGGAGGAGAGCCUGGAGGGCGACUUCCUCAACGACCUGCACUUCUACGAUGCCGCCAGGAACCGCUGGUUUGCGGGGCAGCUGAAGGGACCUAAGUCAGAGAAGAAGAAACGUAGGAGGGGCAAAAAAGCGGAGCUCGAAGGUGCUGACAAGCAGGAGCACGGCCGGCCCGGCGCCCAGGAGCCCCUGGAGGUGGUCAGAGAGGUGGUCACAGAGGACGGGACCGUGGUCACCAUAAAACAGACGCUGGCUGCCCCGGGCUCGGCUGGCCAGCCCUGGUCCGACAAGGAGGACAGCCCCGACGAAGCUAGCGGCCCCGUGGUGGAGCCGAGCCCCCGCUCGAACGCCAUGCUGGCCGUGAAGCACGGGCGGCUCUACCUCUACGGGGGCAUGUUCGAGGCAGGUGACCGCCAGGUCACCCUCAACGACCUGUACUGCCUGGAUCUGCACAAGAUGCAGGAGUGGACGGCCUUGGUGGAGAUGGAUCCAGGUGAGCGGGGGUGGAG